AUGAGCUACACACCGCAUUUCGGUGGUCACUCGUCACUCCCCACAGUGCGCGUGGGGUCUGCCACCAACUCGUUGCCUGCCGGGUUGUAUGGAAACCUUAACACAGCAUGCUCCCUUGAAUCGGGUACUCUUUUGAGGCCGCGACAGAGCGACCGCGCAUCGCAGUCCCCGCUAACCUGCAGCCAGAGGCUCGGCAAGUGCGUCGCAGGAAUGAGCUCAAUCUCUGCCAUUGACACGGCAAGCACGAAGCUCUCCGUCCCCAUAACUGCUGUGGAGCCGACGCUCGCUUUCGAGGACGAUGGCCUUGUCCCCGGACUCUGCCGCCUAUUCAUGGAGGGACGCUGCCGCCAAGGAGACCGCUGCUUUCAGGUGCAUGCGAACCCCACUGUGGUCGAGCAGCUUCGGCAGGAGGCGUUCAACACGCCGUCCUGCUGCCCGGCACAUGGCGCCAAGUGCAACAUGGCGGGAUUCCCUCUGGGCCUCGCCGUCGUCAUUGAUUUACCACGCGAGAAAGAAUCGGCCGCUAUGGUAGAGGCCCACGCCGAGCGUGACAACGGGAGCGCUGCCGGAUCUCUGUCGAACGGCGAGGCGAACACGGCUGCCACUGGCGGCGACGCAUAUAGCGGCCACAAGGUGAAUAACAGGGAGCAGGUCCCAAUUGCGCUCCACAAUGUUUGUCCCACGCGCUUCCUCUGGUCGCGCUACGAGGAAAAUGGCGGCAUGCUGCUGCACAUGCCAAAGUCGAAGAUCUGCCGCGAACAUCGCAAGGGCCUCUGCCGCUUCGGCAACGAGUGCAGCUUCCUGCAUGUGUGCCGUCAGAUCCCCAUCGUCAGCGGUGACGACGAGCUUCUCAGCCACAGCCGCACGCCGAUGCACAAUGGUACGGUGCAAAGCAGCAUGCAGGACUUCUCCCACCCGCAGUCGCUAGGCACCGCGAGCGGAUCUCUGUGCUACCACGCUCAUUCCCAGUCGUACUCACAGGCUAACCUACAACACCUCCAGGGCAGCAUCGCCAUGUCUCAUAACGGCUCGUUCAUGGACGGCUCUCUCGGUAACAGCCAAGCCAGUUCGCGGCCGCAUUACUCACGCGUUCCAACGACUUCGGAGAGCUAUGGUGGUCAUCAGCCACUGCUGCGACCACUCGGUGGCGUGCAGAAUUCGCACAGCAGUGUAGCAGCCCGUGGGUCCUUCUCGCACAACCCCUACGCCGAGGCAUCCUCGUUUCAAAGCUGA
Leishmania mexicana MHOM/GT/2001/U1103 is the source of this 1233-nucleotide messenger RNA. RefSeq lists its product as hypothetical. The record is from RefSeq and is a predicted model, not a curated record. Bases 1 to 1233 code for a protein of 410 amino acids. Gene Ontology annotation, molecular function: metal ion binding. The transcript has a single exon. NCBI's taxonomy places the organism in Eukaryota, Euglenozoa, Kinetoplastea, Trypanosomatida, Trypanosomatidae.